GCGCUGGCACGCCGCGUUGCUUGCCUGUCUCCUUGCCACUUGCCACGCCCGCUUGUCUUCCAUCGCGACCUUGAUUUGCCCCCGAGGCUGAAUUAUCUCAGCUAUCGGCUUAAAACCGUAAAGAAAACAAAGGCGGCACGCCAGGAAGCACAGGCGGGAAGCCGCUCUCAGAAGCUUCACUCUGCGGGCGUGAGCGGCUAGCUGAUGGCGCUGUCGGGUUGGGCUAUGCAAGCUCGUUCAAGCGGCACAUCGCGUCGCCAUGCGGGGCUCGCGCGGGCGCCAGCGGCUGAGCGCGGCGCCGUGUCGCGGCCGGCCACGGGUAGCGGCAGGUCGCGUCAGCGCCUGACCGCCUUCGCCGCAGCCCAGGGCCCGCCGCCCCCGCCGUCGGGGCCCACGCAGCCGGGCAUGUACUACGGCGCCGCGCCCCCAUCUGCGCCGCCGCCACCGCCACCGCCACCGGUGCGGCAGCCGGCCUACCAGCCAGCAGCGCCCUACCUACCGCCUCCCCCGGGCGGCCCUGGUAGCUACGGCGCCGGGUACGCCGCCCGUGCGCCGCCCGCCGCGCCACCCGCCGCGCCGCCGCCCCCGCCCAUGGCGCCGCCUCCGCCGCAGUCGGGCUACGGCUACAGCUACGGCGGCGGUGCGGCGGGGCCCGGCAUGACGGUGUCGGCUGCGGAGACGGACCCUGCUGCGGUGCUGCAGUCGGUGCCGCGUGUCAAUCCGGACCGGGCGGCCUUCAACAACGUGACGCUGCUGGGCACGGUGCGCAGCCCCAAGCGCUCGCCCCAGGGCCGCAGCGCCUCCGCCGUCAUCUACGUGCCCUUCGCCAAAAAGUCUGGCGGCACGGAGUUCGUCCUGGAGGCUUGGGACGGCGAGGCGGCUCAGCUGCUGGUGCUGGACGGCCACACGGUGGUGGUGGAGGGGCGGCUGGCGGCGGACAGCAGCCUGGGGACCAAGGUGGUGGCGUACAGGCUCAAGCUGGUGGACCGCACGGCGCCGCCCACCGCACUGCGCGCCUCGCCGCGCGGGUACGGCACCGGCGCGUCGGGGUACGGCGGCGAGGGCGGCGAGGGCUCGGCGCGCUCGGCUGCCGGUCCCGGGUCCGGGGGUCCGGGUCUGGACGGCGCCGCGCUGUACAAGCUGCACUACGACACCGCCGUGCGCAGCUGCAGGGACAUGGCCGCCCACCAGGGCCUGCGCUCCGUGGAGGCGGUGCGCACCGCACUGCUGGCGCACGCCUUCGCCACCGGCUCCCCACUGCACUGGAGGGAGCUGGCGGAGGAGGCGGGGCUGGGAGGAGAGGAGAUGCAAGACGUGAUGUACCUGGUCACAGAGUACAAGGAGGACAUGCGCCAGGCCGCCGCCGCGGUGCCGCCGGGCGCCGAGUCGUCCGCGCCGCCGCUGCCGCCGCUGACCAAGGAGGGCAUGCUGCGGGUCAAGCCCAUCCGCGACUGGGCCAAGGCCAAGCCGGCAGACAGCACCCCCUUCUACGUCAUGACAGAACUGGAGCGCAAGAAGCCCGACCUGACCGAGCUGUACGCGGUGCUCAAGAUGGCGGUGGUGGCGGAGGCCACCCUGGGCAGCUGGAACCCGGAGGUGGAGUUCGCGGGCAACGCCGCCCGCGGGUAGCAGACUAGCAAGAUAAUAGCGCGUGUGUGUCGCACGCAUGUAUUGCAUGGGCCGUGUAGCGGGUGCUAGGGCCUGGGUGUGGAGCCAGCAGCUGCUGCGGUGCUCCUCGGUGGCUACUCCUGCUCGGCGCAGCGGUGCCGCCACUGGCUGUGGCGGGCUGCUUCACAGCGGAGGGGAGAAUGGGAGAAGCCGGUGUUGCGGUGUUGCGGUGUUGGCUUUGAUGUUGAGUUGGCCAAAGGCGCUCUGCCCAGGAGAGGUGCUUCCGCAGUCACGGAGGAAUGGACCUGUGGCACGGAACGCAAGUGCACCUUGCUCGAUACCAUAUUCCAUGGGCGUUCCGUAAGGAUGAUAGCUUGACACUAUAAAAAAUAUACCCCAUAACAAAUGGGGAGCUCAGGCAAGGCCCAACUUUUGAAGGACGUUGAGGUGCUCGAAAGCGCUGGUCUGGAUGUUGAGGACUGGCCGGACAAGACAUUUGUGGCUAUGAAAUCCCUCGCGUCGAUCGUUCGGUUGGAAGGAUGGCCGACGGAGAGCGUUAACGGCAAUGGUGUUGCACACCAUGUGCUUCGUAGCUUGUUGGCUGUCCUCACCUUCCUGGCUUCAGCUGGCGUAUCAGGCGUAUUGGAAGAGGGUGACGUCGUGCGGACAGCUGCAGACACCGUGAAAUCCUC
Molecule: messenger RNA, 2300 nt
Organism: Chlamydomonas reinhardtii
Lineage: Eukaryota; Viridiplantae; Chlorophyta; Chlorophyceae; Chlamydomonadales; Chlamydomonadaceae
Exons: 9
Coding region: 205-1629 (474 amino acids)
Source: RefSeq, a predicted model, not a curated record